AAGCUGGAAAGACAGGCCCACGUCCCACGUCCAGAAACUUUUCUUUUAAAGUUCUAAUUUUGUAAUUAAAGCUAUGGCAUUGUCAAUGAAGAAAGCCACAGGUGGUGAUGAUGAUGUGAAUGUCACAUUUGAAGAUCAGCAGAAGAUCAACAAGUUUGCAAGGAAGAGUAAUAAACUUGGAGAAAUCCAGGAUGAAAUUGCAAAUAAAAAGAAAGAUCUUCAGAACCUGGAGGAUGCGAGCGAUGAAUUGGUCCUUGGAGAUGAUGAUGCUUCCAUACCGUAUCAGAUCGGGGAGGUGUUCUUCAACCAGAGUCUGGAAGAUGCCCAGCAGUCGGUAGAGGAUGCCAAGACGAGGAUGGAGGAGGAGAUCGCUGAAUUAGAGGGCCAAGGAGAUGCUCUGAAGGGAGAACUAGGAGAUCUCAAGGCUCAGCUUUAUGCCAAAUUUGGAAAUAACAUCAAUUUGGAGAUGGAUGAAGAUUGAUGAAGGAUCUUUGAAUUUUUGGACAGUAUUUAGAAACUGAGAGGCAAUGAACUGAGACGGAUACACUACGUGUGGUGUGUUUUUGUGAAUAUGUAUUGCUAUGCCUGGCUUGAUUCAUUUUGAACAGCAGAAGUAUCAGUAAGGCAAUUGUUGUGACAACAUGACUUUUUUAUUUUCUAUUGUUUUGUGUGUGUAUUUAUGUGAAUUAUUAUAGCAUGUUCAUAUCAGUCUCAGAUAUGUGAAGAAUUUUAUUGACAAAACAGAUGGUAUUUCAAAGUAAUGGAAGCAUAAUUCCAGUAAUAUUAAUAUAAAUUGAAUUUGAUAAUUCUGUGAAGGCGGUUGUUCAAGCUUAACGUGUUGUGACUUUUUGGCUUCAGCUUUUACUUCACCCAAUGUGUUACGGUGCGCCAUCUAUCGGUUGUCAGCGGACAGGCCAAUUUUUAACUUUUGGGUCGACAUCACGCGCAGGCGAGGCACAAGCAAAGGGGAAAACGGCCAAACUAUAAUAAAGGGCUCUGAAUCUGAUUGCAUUAAACUUAGGGGAGAUCGCCAUAAACCAACACUUAAAUCAGCAAUGUGUGAUCACCCCUUUGCGAUUAACUUUAUGGUUUAUUGGACACUUUAUUUUUAUUUGCUGAUGAGCCUUGUCACAAUGUAGUUAUGUCUCAUAGUGGCAAUAUUAAUGUAGCCGUAAGUCUUUUAUGAAAUGGGGUUCCAAAUUCAUAUAUGUUGGAUUUGAU
This is a messenger RNA of Lytechinus variegatus (green sea urchin), 1221 nucleotides long. RefSeq names its product prefoldin subunit 4-like. NCBI's taxonomy places the organism in Eukaryota, Metazoa, Echinodermata, Echinoidea, Temnopleuroida, Toxopneustidae. Gene Ontology annotation, biological process: protein folding. The transcript has 4 exons. The coding region runs from base 74 to 481 and encodes 135 amino acids. The record is from RefSeq and is a predicted model, not a curated record. Gene Ontology annotation, cellular component: cytoplasm; prefoldin complex.